GCUAAGUAAAUCUCAGCGCAUGUAGUCUCUGCAUAGCUGAAACGUGUGGAAAGCUGAAAAGCAUGAAAUCCCAUAUUUAAUGAUAAUGUCAAGAAAGAUUGCUAAUUUCAGAACUGAAAUACACAGGAGUCAUGGAGGAAGAGGACAGUCAGGAUGAGCUGAUCAAUAAGAAUGUUUCCCAUGGAAAGGGCAAAAGACCUGCUGCAUCCAUCAUCUCUGAUGAAGACAAUUCAGAAGAUACUGAACACUCACAGGAAGGAGCAACAGACAGUGAGGAAGAUGAUCAUGACUCCCUGGGUGGAGAAGAUGAGGAUGGUGAAGAGGAUGAGGACGAUGCCAGUGAACGUGAAGAUGCUGAGAAGGACCAACAGGAGGCAGUGGGGAGUGCACCUACUCACCUGGCUGGCUUGAGUUCAGAUGAGGAUGCGGACAAAUGCCCCAUUUGCCUCAACUCGUUCCAUGAGCAACCGGUAGCAACGCCUGAGAGCUGUGAACACUACUUUUGUUUGGACUGCAUUCUGGAGUGGGCCAAGAAUGCCAACUCAUGUCCCGUGGACCGGCUUGCCUUCACUACUAUCCUGCUGAGAAAAUGCUAUGGAGGAAAAGUCCAGAAAACAAUUACAGUUCAGAAACCCAUAAAGCCUGGCCAAGAAGGGCAGCUGGAUGUGGAUCUGGAGCAGACCAGCUGUGAGGUGUGCGGGGGUACCGACCGCGAGGAUCGGCUGCUGCUCUGUGAUGGAUGUGAUGCUGGGUAUCACAUGGAGUGCUUGACACCACCCUUGAAUGCUGUACCUGUUGAAGAGUGGUUUUGCCCAGAAUGUGCGGCAAACAACCACAACACAAGGGGUGAACGGUUGCGCGAGCAUGAGAGCAGCACUCUUCCCACAACUAGCCACUCUCGGCCGGCAGGCCCGAGGCCCACCCGGGCCAUUGCACGCACGCAGCACAGCGAGAGGGUCCGCGCCAACGUCAACCGACACCGCAUCACACAGGCACGCACUGCUGCCCAGCUUGCUCCCCACUACUGGACGCAGUCCACCUGGCUCGACGAGACCAUCGAUGCUGUGGUGGCUGGGCUCAACACAGCUGUGUACGUGCGCGAUCUGACGCCGCGCCCACGAUCCCACAGGAGACGCAGGACAGUUAAAAGGAAGAGAACCAAAAAAGAAGGGAAAGCUGCUGGAAGUAAAGCUCCAAGCACGGGAACGAAGAGACGCAAGCGUAAGCACAGGAGGGCAAAAUCGAGAAAAAAAAUGGUGGUGAAGGAGGUCACGGCCCGCGGCCGCAUCGCACGGAACCUAGGCAUCCGGAAGCCUGCCCGAAGCUCUUCCAUCCCCUCUGUGUAUCGGCCCUCCGAGCAAACGCUGGGCAGCAUGAGAGCAGACAUUGGGGCCGCUUCCCUCUCCAUUUACGGUGACCCCUUCGACCUCGACCCAUUUGAUGACAGGGAUGAAGAGAUGGAGCAAGCACCGGCUCUGGCCUCUUUGCUGCAGGCUAAGCGCCGGGGUUUGUCACAGUCGGCGCUGCGCUCACACCAGCCUGUGGCAAGACCCAUAUCUGCUGGCCUGGCUGGCGGGAGAGGACACGGUAUCCCCCUGGUAGAAGAGGUGGCCGAGCCUGCAGCUUUGCCUGACCUGCUGGGCACCAUCCUCAGCGGACAGAGCCUGCUGCUCAUGGACAGCUCCGACGUGGUCAUCAACAGAGACGGCUCUCUCAAAGCCGCAAAACCGGUAUGCUUGUCUUCUCCAAGGAGUGGUGUUCCCAAUUUAGGAGAGAUGGGGCAUUCGCCCUCCACUGGAACAAGUAUAUUCCAGUUGAGCAGAGAGUCUGCACCCUCAUCCGGUCCUUCAUCAUCACACUCCUCCCCACACCCCUGUCCAGCAUCACCAGUGCCCACAUCACCCUGUGCACCUCUGUCUGUCCACCCAUGUUUUCAAAUGCCACCCCCCCAGAGACUUAUGCACUCAAACCCUGCUGGAACUGGCCACUGUCAGUGGGGCAUCUGUGGAGUCAGAGGCCAACACCCUACAAGGGUUAUGAGCAAUGCAUAUGACACUCACCGUGGGGAAGGAGAAAGUACCACUCAACAAGCCCCUGCAAAGAAACCUCCACCUAAAUCGGUAUGGGUGGAUGUGUCUGUGCUCCCAAGGAUACCAAAGAUUAAAAGAGAAAAUGGACAUAGCAGGAGCCACAGCAGCAACCUACCGGAAUCGUCUUUGUCAAGCUUAGCAGGUGACAAAGGCAGGCAGCAGUCUGUUGACCAGCAGGGGGCAAGUACAAGUCAGCAAAAUAGGUCCGUAGACAGCCAGAGACAAAGGCCAGCUAGAUCAGGCCCUUCUGCCUCGUUCUCCAAUUCAUUCUCCACUCCUUCAACAUCUGCCAGUGUUUCAUCAAAUCUUUGGCCAUCCUCUUCUUCUUCCAUCAGUUUCCGUAUUAGCACCAGCGGGAACUCGUGGCAUUCUCGCCGGCUUUCUGCACCCGAGCCAGCCAUAUCUGCAAAAGGAGAGGAUUCCUUAAAGAAAAACCAAAAGGACAAACGACUGCUGCUGUCAUCCCAUUCCCAGGCAAAAAAGACCUCUUUGAAGAGUGAGGUUUAUGAUCCUUUUAAUCCCACAGGAUCUGAUUCCUCAGAAGGUGAAUCUGAGAAUGACCGCCAUGAGGCAAAUUGCCAAAGUGCCACGAUCAUGCUGCCAACUGUGGGACAAAAUGAAAGUGCUCAACAUCAAAUUAAAACUGAUCCCAUGGACCUGGAUUCACCUGAGGAAGAAGAAAGUUCUGGAAAAUGUGUGGAAGUUAAAGAGGAAACAUUUUUUCCCAAGGAUGACCCAUGGCCAUGGCCUUCCCACCAGUCAUCCACUGGACAAAUGCAGUCUACUAGCCUUGCUGUUACAGCGUCCAGCAGAAGUCCUGUGAUCUCUGAUGCAGAGAGGAGUGUAUCUCCUGAAAUACUGUCGCCAAAAUCUGGGAGUCACUCUGGAUCAAGUUCAACCUCCAGUCAUCGAGGUGACAAGAAGAUCAAGGUAGAGUUGAAAACUGAACCAGAUGCUGAACCAGGCGAUUUCACAUUUCCUGUGAAAUCUAAGCCUUUAGCUGAGUCCCAUGUCCCCAAAGAUAAUGGGUUAUGUGAUGAAGUGCUAUCAGUACCUAGCAUCUCUGAUUUAUGCAGCAAGAGCAAGGAGAAAGAAACAAGAUUACCACAAUCCAAGUCAGAGGAAGGGAGGCAGUCACCUCUCCAAUCCAGAGACUCUGAAAGCUGUCAUAAGGUUAAAAAACACUUGCAAUCAGAAGAUAGAAAGCGCAAAAGCUUAAGAUCUCCAAGCCACAGACGAUCUCGCUCGCGAUCCAACGAAAGAAAGCAUUGCCGCUCGAGAUCUAAAGAGCGAAGGCAUUCACAUUCACGAGACGGGAGGCGCUUGACUCGUUCCAGCAGCAGAGAGAGCUCAAGGAGGAGAAAAGGUAAACGCGAGAGCCAUGAGCAGUGUGACAGCAGGGGGAAAGAUUGCCAGAAGAAAUCCAAAGAAAGAAGGCGUUCUCGCUCUAGAUCUAGAUCUAGAUCAAGGUCCCGAGAGAGGAGAGAGUGGCCAUCUUCAUGUAUGUCUUCCUCAGAACCAGGGGAUUCGGAUGAGAUGAGCUCAAAAAGGAUAUAUUCUAGAGCUACAUCCAGAGAUCGGCGACAGACAGCGGAUAUAUCAGAGGUUUCUCGCCACAAAGAACGGAACAUCCAAAAAACUUUAGAAUCUACUUCUAUGGAGUCAAAGGAGCCAUAUCGCAGUUCUAAUGACAUUUUACUCUCACUGGAGAAGGAAAAAGACACUGUAGGCAAUGAUUGUGAGACUACUCUAUCAGUUGUAUCAAUUGAAAAGGAAUCUAAACCCAGUAGUCCUUGGUAUUUAGCCUUAACUGAAGAGUGCAAGAAGCAGGAAGAAAUCACAGAAGAGAUUCCAUUGAUCAGUAUAUCAGAUAAACCCCAUGAAACCAAACCAGAAGAUAUCAAACAAGAAGAGGUCUUCCCAAUUAGCAAGGUUAAAGAGUCUCUGAUACUGAAGGAUAUAAAAACAGAGGAGCAGUAUUCUAAAUGUUGUGACAAAUUGAAGAAUCCUGAAGAAAUUAAAAAGGAAAAACUACCUGCAUCACCUAUCAUGAAAAAAUGCCAAGAAUUCACUGAUGUCAGUUUUAUGGAAACCAUACAGGGAGAUCAGGCUAGUUACACAGCACAACAAGAUGAAAAAAGUACUAAUGAUAUUUUAGAACCAUCAAAACAGUUUAAGGUAGAGCAGUUUUGGGAUGAUGAUGAUGAGGACCACUGUUGCAGUGAUGGUCCUCUAGUCAUCAAUUUGAACCCAUCUGACCCUGCUCCUUUGGACUUUAAAAAUGAGACUGAUGGUGAAUUGAUGAGUUUGCCUGAAGUGGCAAGUAAGGAGAUGGAAAUAGAACCUUUCCAACAUCCAUACCCAGUGAAGCAAGAACAUGUGGACUCUUCAGAUGACGAUAUCAAUGUGGACUACUUGAUUGACAACUUAGACUUUAUUAAGAAGGAGAUGAAGGAGGCUCCAGUAACUAAUACCACAGGCACUGAAGAGCCCCAGCCUACUAUACAGGAAGAGACGGCAGGGUCUAAACAAGAGAUGGAGCCAGUAUUAGUCAUGGCAGGCACCAAGGCCAAAUCACAGGGCAAACGAGUUACCUGGAACAUCCAAGAACCAGAGGAGCCUCAGCCAGAAAAGAUGAGCAAACUUGCACUAUUUAAACUAAAACUGAAGCAGGAAGGAUCCCGCAAGGCUGCGUUGUCCUCCACCACACAAAGCUUUGGGCAGGAGGCAGUCCUUAACCCAGUGGCGCCCAAACCAUCAUCUGCAAGCCUUAAUCCCCCAGCCCAGGGAGGAUCCAAAUCCCAUCGAAAAGAUCUCUUACAGGAUCUCCAUCACAAAGACAAGUACAUGAAGAAACUUCACAUGCAGGAGCGGGCAAUAGAGGAGGUAAAGCUGGCCAUCAAACCCUUUUAUCAGAAAAGGGACAUAACAAAGGAGGAGUACAAAGAAAUAUUGCGGAAGGCUGUUCAGAAGGUGUGUCACAGUAAGAGUGGUGAAAUUAACCCAGUGAAAGUAGCUAACCUGGUCAAAGCAUAUGUGGAUAAGUACAAACACGCCAGGAAGCAUCGCAAAGGGGAGGACUCUGGACAGAGGCAGACUGCUGAAGUGCCCAAAACCUCUGAAUCUUCAGGCUAAUGACUUAAGGGUGUGGCCCUUAAGCACACAUCCAGUCUGCUCAAUGCAACAACUUUGUUAGUCCAACUCCUCUCAAAACUUGCUGGGAACUACAAGGGCUAAAGCAAUUGUGAAUUCAGUUGUUCAAUUAAUUGUUUUACUUCUGUUUGGAUUUUUGUCUCGGUUUAGCUCCUUACAAAAACACUGUAUUGGGUUGGAGGAAAAAAUAUUUUACAAUGGUAGGGGCGUACUCCAGAUGUACAGUUGAGCUCAACAUACAGAUCAGCAUACUUGUAUGCCACUGGUACAGACGAUAUAUUCAUAAUUUUUAGCUUGCUAGUUCUAUAAUAAUGACAGGAGCAUUUUUUUUUUUCCUUCAACAUUUUUGGUAAACAUGGUUGUCAAGCAACAUUUCAAGACUGGUAGACCACUGAAGCCACUCCACUUUGUUUCUCGUGUUUUUUGGCACAUAUUUGUACUGAUGUAAUUAAAUCCUUUGCAUUUGAAAAUCAGCCCUGUUCAGUAGCAGAAUAGCAGUACUUGACAUCUGUCAUGGUUACACACACACAAAGUCCAAUGUAACAUUCUGUGUUGGUGUGUACUAUAGACUUGUGAAAAGAAAAUUGUUUGAAAAUAAGAAAUUAGUACUGAUGUAUGUACUUAUCAUAAAACCAAGUUCUAACUGAGGAUCCAGAUGUGAUAUGAGCUUAAUUUGUACUGGCCUGUUGGUAACUGCAAAUACAUAUCAAAUCCUCCACCUAUAAUGCUGUUAUUAGGUCUGAGAAGUAUCAUUUAAUGAAUCAUGGGAUUCUGUGGGGCUAAAUAGACACUGGAAAUUCCAACUGAAAUUCUGCUGAGAACUUGUUCAAUUGUCCAGUGUUUGUAAGGUUGUAAGAAGAUGCUUUAAACUGGUGGUAUUGUCCCUUUAAUGCCCCCCCCCCCCCUCAUUACUUUUAAAAUAAUUUUAUUUUCAGAGUAAAAAGAAAAAUGUAAAAGAGAUCUAACUUUAUAUACAUGGUGUGUUUGUCUACUAAUUGAAAAUUGUAUCAUGACAGAACUGUAAGGCAACUUUAAACAGCAGAAUAAUCUUUUUGUUUUGUUUAAUCCAUAAGCCAUACAGUACAUAUUUAACAGCCACAGUUUUCAAAUAUGUCCUCUGUUAAACUGCAUAGAAACAGAUUCUUACUAAAUGUUUUUGCCAGUAAAUUUCUGCUGAAUAUGAAAAUGGUUUGCCAAUUUGUUUUGGAUUUGAUUUUUUUGUUUUUUUUCUUUUGUGGGCAUAUAGUUUGGCGCUUUUAAGUGUGUGAGAAUAUAAAGAUGUACACUCUGAAAAGAGUGGUGGUGUUUGGGAUCACCCCUGAUAAGUAGGAGUGGACCAUGUUUGGCCUUUCCUUCAACUUGGAUCAAGAGUUAAUUCUGUCUAUGUAAAAGCAUCAAUCAUCAGUGUGUUUUAUUAUUUUCUUUGAUUUCAUUUUGCAUCAGUAUUUAGAUAUGUAAAAAAUAAUUACAUAAGUUAGUUAUCUUUUCUUUCUCACAAGGCAAAAUGUGACUCGCUAUAACUAAGUCUAAAUUGCAUCUAUCCUGGUAGUGCAUGAGGAAUACAAAAUCUCAGGAGAUAAAUUUCUCCUUCGUAGCCUAAGGCAGCCCGUUGAAAUCUACAUGUGUAGUAUGUGCUGUCUUAUUCUUGAAUUGUACUUGAUUCUCAGUGAGAACUGGAGAAUCCACUCUGUUUUGUAAAUACUUUUUCUUUAGGCAUUUAUUUAAUAAAAGUGAAAAUUCUUUAUCUA
Messenger RNA from Electrophorus electricus (electric eel), 6991 nucleotides. RefSeq names its product PHD and ring finger domains 1 (gene phrf1). Lineage: Eukaryota; Metazoa; Chordata; Actinopteri; Gymnotiformes; Gymnotidae. The record is from RefSeq and is a predicted model, not a curated record.